AUGAAAGGAAGAAAUGGCAGAGUUAUCACCAAAUCUAGCAUUCCAACACGGGGUCAAUUCCAUAUUUUCAAGCAAAUUCCAGGAAGAACAAAGACUACCCAGAUGAAAACUAAGACUGAACUACCAUCUCCGACUCCAAACAAGCAAGUCAGCACUAAAAAGUCAAAGUUUAUAUUGACCAAGCGCAAAUCUAGAGAUGAAGCCCAAAGGCCCAAUCAAUCAUGGCCAACCAUCGGCCCAGCUAAAAAGUCAAAGUUUAUAUGGACCAAGCCCAAUUCAGAGAUGAAGCCCAAAGGCCCAAUCAAUCAGGGCCAACCAUCGGCCCAAGCUAAAAAGUCAAAGUUUUUGUUGACCAGGCCGAAAUCCAUAGAUGAAGCCCAAAGGCCCAAUCAACCAGGGCCUACCAUCGGUCCAGGAAGAUGCAGCUUUUAUAGUUUUCGUUAUGCGAGGGCCUAG
Molecule: messenger RNA, 456 nt
Organism: Dovyalis caffra
Lineage: Eukaryota; Viridiplantae; Streptophyta; Magnoliopsida; Malpighiales; Salicaceae
Source: the annotation of a GenBank genome assembly